Molecule: messenger RNA, 8285 nt
Organism: Xyrauchen texanus (razorback sucker)
Lineage: Eukaryota; Metazoa; Chordata; Actinopteri; Cypriniformes; Catostomidae
Product: adhesion G protein-coupled receptor A3-like
Biological process (GO): G protein-coupled receptor signaling pathway; cell surface receptor signaling pathway
Cellular component (GO): plasma membrane; postsynaptic density; glutamatergic synapse
Molecular function (GO): protein binding; G protein-coupled receptor activity
Source: RefSeq, a predicted model, not a curated record
UGUUGACAGCAGAAGUAACUUUACAGAACUCAACACAAAGUUUAUUCUCCAGACCCAACUGCGCAGACGCGUGCGCGUAACUCGGAUGGGUUGAAACAAAACUUCUCCUCACUUUCACAGAAUCAGGAGCAGAGAUGCACAGAGAGAGGACGCGAAUAUUACCGCAACUACAUCUCAACUGCGAUAUAAUGCAGAACCGGCGCUGACAUGCGGAUCUGAGCUGCGCAAUAUUGAGUUUUACGCGUUUUUACGCAUGGCGCACAGUGAUCCGUCAUCUACAGGUGGACUAGUUGAUUAUCGGGGAUCGAAAGACUGAACUAUAUGUGAUCUACUUGUGAGAUGAUCAGUAACUAUAUCGCAGGUUGGGUGGGAGUAACGUGACAUGAUGAAGGUGUUCUUCAUACUGUGCGCGGCGCUUCUGGGCAGCUGCAGAUGCGCACUGAGCAGCAGAUCCUGUCCUGACCUGAUGAUUGACAGCUGUCACUGCACCUCCGAGAGAUCAAAGGCGUUUAACAGACAGAGUGUGCGCGUGAAAGUUGUGUGUGACGAUGCGGACCUGAUGGAGACCAUGCAGCCCAACUCUUUACCCAACACAACAGUGUCACUAAUCCUGAGCAACAAUAAGAUCUCCGUGCUGAACAAUCAUUCUUUCCUCGGUCUGGGCGCUCUAGAGAGACUGGAUCUCAGAAAUAAUCUCAUUAGCAGAAUCGCCAUCGGUGCAUUUCAUGGUCUGUCAACUCUGAAGAGAUUGGAUCUCUCCAACAACCGGAUUGGCUGUUUCUCUCCUGAUAUGUUUCUCGACCUCGGUCGCCUCUCAAAACUGAAUUUGUCUGGGAAUAUUUUCUCCACACUACCGGAGGGGCUGUUCACACACUUGCCUUCCCUGAGAGUUCUGAACUUCGGCUCAGAGUAUCUGUUCUGUGAUUGUCAGCUGCAUUGGUUAAUGUUAUGGGUCAGAACUCACUCAGUACAUUUGGGGAAUGAAACCGUGUGUGCAUAUCCGACCCGUCUGCACGGACUGGAGUUCUGCAGCCUUCACGAACAGCAGCUCACCUGCGAUGGUCCUCUGGAGCUCCCCGUCCUGCAGCUUAUACCGUCUCAGAGACAGCUGGUGUUCCGCGGUGACCGUCUGCCCCUUCAGUGCACAACCUCUUACCUCGACCCAUCUUUUAAACUGUCCUGGAUUCACGAGCAGCGUCCCGUACACACACUGGAGGAGAGAGGCGUGUUUGUCGAAGACAGCAUCAUUCAUGACUGUUGCCUCAUUACCAGUGAGCUCAUCCUGUCCAACAUUGAUGUCCGUGUUUCCGGUAAUUGGCAGUGCCAUGUGACCAGUUCCCGUGGAAACAGCUCAGUCGGCAUGGAGAUUGUGGUGUUGGACACGUCUGCGGUAUACUGCUCUGCCGAGAGGGUCAGUGGCAACAAGGGGGACUACAGGUGGCCGAAGACAUUAGCUGGAUUCAUUGCGUUCCUGCCGUGCGCGGUAUCCAGGUUUAGCUCCGCCCCUCAGGAGAAGAGGGCGUGGCGCAGGUGUGACCGCACAGGCCGAUGGGCAGUGGAUGACUAUAACCAGUGCUCUUACGCAAGUGAGUUUACCCGUGGCCUGCAUGAGCUCACACAGACACCAGUGAACGUCUCUAAUGCUCUGGCUUUGGCGCAGCAGCUCUCGUUUUUCACCAGCAGGGCAGCGCUCUUUGGAGACAUGAUGGAUGUCAUAUUCGUCACACACCUUGUAGAAAGAAUCACACGCCUGGUGGAUCAUAUAAGUGAGUUGGGUGAUUACGUGUUUGACAUCGCGAGUAACAUGAUGCAGGUGGAGGAACAUGUCCUUUGGAUGGCUCAGAACGAAGCUCGUGCAUGUACGCGCAUCGUCCAGUGUGUGGAACGCAUCGCAGAUCUCGCACUUAACACAGAAACAACUGUCAUCUCUAAGGUCUCUCCUAACAUCGCUCUGGAGGCGUUUAUAAUCAGACGGGCCGGUGUAACGGGUUUAUUGUGUACCGUGGUGCAGCGUCCCCCUGUGACGGAUGCUGGACAAAGCGAGAACCAUAGUGGUACCAAGUCAGAGCAGAAAACCCUCCUAAAGUUCAGAUGUCACACUGUGAAUGUCUCGGGGUCACCCAUGGGUCAGCUCAGCCAGAACACGGUGGCCAUCGCAUCCAUUCAUUUACCGCUGGCUGUUUCUCAAUCUGUGGAUAACUCCACCUGCAAGCUGCAGUUGAUCGUCUUCCGCAAUGGGAAGCUCUUUCCUUGCACGGGGAAUUCGUCAAAUCUUGCGGAUGAUGGGAAGCGCAGGAGCGUUUCGACACCAGUUGCGUUCACCAAAUUAGAUGGGUGUAGCCCCGGGAGCCCCGUGCAGCCGGUUACUGUCGCUCUCCGGCACUUCUCGCGGGGAGUAGACCCCACCGCAGCCUACUGGGAUUUUGAUCUGCUCGAUGGACACGGCGGCUGGCGGGCGGAAGGGUGCCACAUAACGGGCUCCGGACACAACACGACCACCAUCCACUGCGCACACCACAACAACCUCGCAGUGCUCAUGGAUCUGAAGAAGGUGUUGUCGUUUCCUCCGUAUCCGGCGAAGUUCCUGCCGGUGGUGUACGCCUGCACUGCUGUCAUGCUGCUCUGCCUCUUUGCCUCCAUCAUCACCUACAUAGUGCACCACAGCACGAUCAGGAUCAGUCGGAAGGGAUGGCACAUGCUGCUGAACUUCUGCUUUCAUACGGCGCUGACGUUUGCCGUGUUCGCCGGAGGCAUCAACCGAAUCAAGUACCCCAUCAUCUGCCAGGCCGUGGGCAUUGUGUUGCAUUACUCCUCUCUGUCCACUCUGCUCUGGUUGGGUGUGACGGCACGAAACAUCUACAAAAAGGUGACAAAGAUACAGCAGCAGCAGCAGGACACAGACCACACACCUCCCCACCCCCCCACAUCACCCAUACUGAGGUUUUAUUUAAUCGGUGGAGGCGUUCCCUGCAUUGUGUGUGGCAUUACAGCUGCCAUCAACAUUGAGAACUACGGCAGCGGGGAGCAGACUCCAUUCUGUUGGAUGGCGUGGGAACCCAGUCUAGGUGCGUUCUAUGGGCCUGUCGCCUUUGUCGUCCUGGUAACCUGCAUCUAUUUCCUGUGCACCUUUAUCCAGCUGCACAAACACCCCGAGAGGAAGUACGAGCUGAAGGUGAUGACUGAGGAGCAGCAGCGGCUGGCUGACGUUGCACACUGCCACCACCAGGGGGAGCCUGGGGUAGCAGAAGGUGAUGGAGGGCACUGCCACGCAGGCUGCCCGGUACUGAUUAACCCUUCGCUGUUGGCCAACGAGCACUCGUUCAAGGCACAGCUGCGGACUGCUGCGUUUACUUUGUUUUUGUUUAUAGCAACGUGGACGUUCGCCGCAUUGGCUGUUUCGCAGGGUCACUUCCUGGAUAUGAUCUUUAGCUGCCUGUACGGCGCAUUUUCCGUGACACUUGGGUUGUUCGUUCUCAUCCACCACUGCGCCAAACGCGACGACGUGUGGCACUGCUGGUGCGCAUGCUGUCCUGGGCAUCGCCCCAAAGCCUGUCAGGGUCACGGACAUGCCCACGGGCGGCCCAAAGUCAACGUAAAUGGCGACACACACAGUCACUGCCAUUUGGACAAAUCACUUCUGAGCCACUCGCACUGCCACGCCGCCACCGGCCUUUGUAAGCAGAGCGGGCAGAAUCAUGUGACCUGCCUGACCCCGGUUUCACCAUGCUGCGCCGCCUUGCACACUCAACAGCUACUGGAGGAUGAUACGACCUCUCACGUUCUGCUCCACACUGUCCCGGAGGGACACAGACCAGCUGUGCACCUGCACCGCUGCUUAAAGCCCGCCAGGACUAAGGCGAGGCGCCACCGGGCCAUGGCAGCAGGUGAACGGGAGCUAACCUUCCGCAUCCCCUCCAGUGUGGACGGUGGAAGCGCGCACAGCUCUCGCUCAAACAGCCCGAACAGCCUGCACGAGCACCAGGGUCACAUUUGCCACCUGGCACAUGAAGGGCACCACGUUUGCCACCACGAGGCUCCCAUUUGCCGUGCCGCACUUUGCCGUCACCACAUGUGCUGUGCCAAGGACAAGCUUUUAUGCCAGCCCGAGACAGGCGAGACUGGGACGUUCCUGUGUGGAUGUGGGAAGAUAGGCGAGGAUGAGCUAUUGCCGCCCCAUCGUGCCCACAUUGAAAUGCACGCCCGCAGACAGUCCUACCCCCAGAAUCUGCCCAAUCAGAAUGGCAUUCUCAAAGGAAGUGUUCACGAGGGUCUUCUCUACCCUUCAGACACUACAGGGAAUAUACGCACAGGACCCUGGCGAAACGAAACUACCGUGUAGUUUAAGAACUCUUCUUGUGGUGAACUGAACCGCAAUCCCUAGGAUUAAUGAAAGGAAAUUUUAAAGUGUCUUGUUUAGCACUGUCAUACGUUUAAUUAGCUCUGUCUUGCAUUAUUCAUUGUACAGGAAGUUAACAAUGGCUCCUCAGAUAUUGCAGUGAAACAAAUUUUUUUUUUUAACCUUUUCAGCAUUAGAACUAGAGCACAUACACCACAUGGCCAAAAGUAUGUUGACGACCCCUUCUAAUGUACACCCACGAAUAAAACUUGUUCAGCCAUCUUGGUUCCGUCAGUAUUUUUCCCAUUCAUUUCUUCAAUAGGGAGUUGCUACCAAAGUUACCAAACCAACCAGCUCCGAGGUGAAUCACAACAUUACAAACUUUGAUUUGAAGAAAAAACUGUAUUUGAAAACCUGACAAAAAGUACAAGACUGCGUAACGUCUUUAAUAAGUGAAUGAACUACAAUCCCAUGAAGCGUUGCGAAUGAGGUAAUCAAAUACAAAACAUAGAAAUGUAUCGUGGAAUUAGGAUCGUGGGUAAUGUAGUUCUUCACCAGGAAUUGAAGAAUAGUUGAAAUAACAUGGACUGGUGGCUUCAACAGAAGCAUAUACCAUUGAUUAAAUACCUCGGAGCUCACGGUAGGUCUGUCUUUCAUGGUUUAUUAGUGACCGUUAAAAAUCAAUUCUCCCAUGGGAAAAAAUGUAUGGGAUAUUUACUUCCCGAACCAGACUGUUGUGCUCUCUCAAUGCUAAUGGUUUUAAAAUUAAAUGUUCAACAAGCACAUCACUCCUGAUUUUAAAAGGGAUUGCCAAUCCCAAAAAUGUGUAAUGUGUUCUUGGCCAUUGUUUGCAUACUGUACUAUUACAGGUUACCAUAUUUAUCAUACAGUGUUUGUGCAAAGAAUAUUGGAUGCUUGAAUGUAUGCAAAUGCAGUCAAGUUUAUGAUGAAAAGAAAUUUUUUUUUUUAUAAAGGUUUAUAUUCAUAGACGUAUUUGACCAUCCCACAAAUGUCCAAAUCAUUUGAAAAGUAGAAAAACUCUUAAAAGGAAUGCUUACCAGCAAUGUUACACCCUCCAUGGUCCAGAAACUAAAAAUGUUUGAUAUAUACUGUGAAUAGCGACAUGUGAAAUCUUAGUAAUGCACAAAUAAGUCCUGCUUCUGUCUGAAUUCUGUUCCGCCAUUUGAAAUUUUAGCGUAAACAAACAAGUUCUGUUCCAAAACCUAGUGAGCUGGCUACGUAGACAGCAUUUUAAAGUAUCAUAGGUGCUCCUCCAAUGUGAAGGCUGUAGUGUUGCUUUUGAGUCCAGGUCAAGUCUGAGUCUUUAAAUGAUCGAGUCAGAGUCAAGUCCGAGUCUUUAAACAAUCGAGUCCGAGUCUUUAAACUAUCGAGUCCGAUUCAAGUUUGAGAUUUUAAACAAUCAAGUCCGAGUCAAGUCCGAGUCUUUAAACAAUCGAGUCUGAGUCAAGUCUGCAUCUUUAAACAAUUGAUUUCCAGUUUAUUCAGAGUCUUUAAAUGAUCAAGUUCGAGUCUUUAAACAAUCGAGUCUGAGUCAAGUCAGAGUCUUUAAACAAUCGAGUCAGAGUCAAGUCUGCAUCUUUAAACAAUUGAUUUCCAGUUUAUUCAGAGUCUUUAAAUGAUCAAGUUCGAGUCUUUAAACAAUCGAGUCUGAGUCAUGUCCGAGUCUUUAAACAAUCGAGUCUGAGUCAAGUCAGAGUCUUUAAACAAUCGAGUCAGAGUCUUUAAAUUAUCAAGUCCGUGUCUUUAAACAAUCGAGUCUGAGUCACAUCCGAGUCUUUAAACAAUCGAGUCUGAGUCACAUCCGAGUCUUUAAACAAUCAAGUCCAAGUCAUGUCCGAGUCUUUAAACAAUCGAGUCUGAGUCAAGUCAGAGUCUUUAAACAAUCGAGUCAGUCUUUAAAUUAUCAAGUCAGAGUCUUUAAACAAUCGAGUCUGAGUCACAUCCGAGUCUUUAAACAAUCGAGUCUGAGUCACAUCCGAGUCUUUAAACAAUCAAGUCCAAGUCAUGUCCGAGUCUUUAAACAAUCGAGUCUGAGUCAAGUCAGAGUCUUUAAACAAUCGAGUCAGUCUUUAAAUUAUCAAGUCAGAGUCUUUAAACAAUCGAGUCUGAGUCAUGUCCGAUUCUUUAAAUGAUCGAGUCCGAGUCAAGUUCGAGUCGUUAAACAAUCGAGUCAGUGCCUUUAAAUGAUCGAGUCUGAGUCAAGUCCAAGUCUUUAAACAAUCGAGUCCGAGUCUUUAAACGAUCGAAUCCGAGUCAAGUCCGAAUCUUUAUACAAUUGAGUCAGAGUCAAGUCUGAGGCUUUAAACAAUUGAGUCCGAGUCUUUAAACAAUCGAGUCCGAGUCUUUAAACUAUCGAGUCCGAGUCAAGUUUGAGAUUUUAAACAAUCAAGUCCGAGUCUUUAAACAAUCGAGUCUGAGUCAAGUCUGAGUCUUUAAACAGUUGAGCCAAAGUCUAGUCAGAGUCUUUAAACAACUGAGUCUGAGUCAAGUCUGAGACUUUAAACAGUUGAGCCAAAGUCUAGUCAGAGUCUUUAAACAAUUGAGUCUGAGUCAAGUCUGAGACUUUAAACAGUUGAGCCAAAGUCUAGUCAGAGUCUUUAAACAAUUGAGUCUGAGUCAAGUCCGAAAAAAUGUAACGUUAACUUAACAUCAAUAUUUUAAGCCUAACCCCACUCAAACAUAGACUAAAGAAAGUGAAAGUUGCGAUAGUUAUUACAACCAGAGUUGUUAUUAUUUUGAAUUUUAAUUUAAAAUGAUGGGUGAAAUAUAUGUAAUUAAUUAAUUAAUUAAAUUAAUGCAUUUAAUACAUGGUCAUAUUAAAACAUUUAAUGCCCAUAUAAUUAAAUAGAAAAAAAAACAGAAAAGAUCAGACGCCAAUAGAAAUGUAUAUUUAUUCUACUACACUUCACACUUUUCAGUCCUCCUGCUGUGACCAAGUGUAGCUUACAUCCCUAAAGUCAAGAUCAAACUCACCUUGGGCUGACAUUUCAUUCUUUUCACGUUAUAUUUAGUUUGGAUAAUAGGUGAAUAGAGAUUUCUCCCUUCACUUGUGUUCGUCAUUGUAUUUUCUGACUUUUUUGGCUUUGAAAUGCAAAUGCCAGCUUUACAGGUAACACACAGAGGUUGCACCACAAAUAUGUGACGGUCUGAGUCGCACAAUUUCCAUCAUGGUCUCCAUCUCAUCCGUCAUAUUAGUUUAAAUGUCCCUGAUCCCAAACAUAUUUGAUUUGUCUCGAUAGAGUCAGCAAGACGACUCACGAGGUUUUGGAACAGCAUUAGAGUGUCUCUCUAGUUGUUCAGAUCUGUGCUGAUUCUGUUUCUAUGGUGAAUCACUGUCCUGUCGUCAAGGAGACGUUGUUUGUACAAGAACAUCAAUAUUGUGUCAUCUGCUAUUAGAAGACUGAUAAUAAUUGGAUUAAUUUUAUAAUAACUAAUAUAAAAGAUCAUGUGCUGUAGCAGACGGGUCUGUUUAACGUCUCAAACUGCUGAAGAAAAACUCAUGCAUAUCACAAUCCUCGCUGAAUAAAACCACCGAUUGUGACCCGCUCUGAUGGUUCAUUCCUAAAAAUCAUGCAUGUGAUCAGCUGACAUGAGUUCUUCAUGUCGUAAAUCAUUUCAUAUUUGGAAAGGUCACAGAGAUGAUAGUGAAUCUCAUGAAACCUGUCUAGGUCUCAUUUCACCCGAAAUCAUAAGAGGGGAAAAAUUUAUAUAAAUGUGAGGGAGCGUGUGUGUGUAUGUGUGUGUGUGUGUGUGUGAGAGAGUUUGUGUGUGUGUGUGAGAGUGUGUGUGUGUGUGUGUGUGUGUGAGUGAGAGAGUUUGUGUGUGUGUGUGAGAGAGUGUGUGUGUGUGUGUGUGUGAGUGAGAGAGUUUGUGUGUGUGUGUGAGAUUGUAUGUGUGUGUGUGUGUGUGUGAGUGAGAGAGUUUGUGU